This is a messenger RNA of Rhizophagus irregularis DAOM 181602=DAOM 197198, 2403 nucleotides long. The record is from RefSeq and is a predicted model, not a curated record. NCBI's taxonomy places the organism in Eukaryota, Fungi, Glomeromycota, Glomeromycetes, Glomerales, Glomeraceae.
AUGGUAUUUUCAAGUACGACUGUAACUAAAGGACGUGGUAAAGGUAUUGCUGUUAAUAUUGGCAUGAAAACUGAAAUCGGUAAAAUUGCAAAAACAUUGGCUUCCACUUCUGUUGUAACGCGAACUCCUUUACAAAAAAAAUUGGAAAUUCUUGCUUAUGCAUUAUUCGGAUUAGCGAUUAUUUUAGCUAUUAUAGUAUUCGGUGUAAAUAAAUGGUUAGUAAACAAUGAAGUUGUCAUCUAUGCAAUUUCACUUGGUAUCUCUGUCAUUCCUGAAGGACUUGUUGCUGUGAUUACAUUAACUAUGGCUUUUGGUGUACGACAAAUGGCUAAAAAUUAUGCUAUUGUCCGUAAAUUAAAUGCUUUAGAAGCUUUAGGAUCAGUUACAAAUAUUUGUUCUGACAAAACUGGAACACUAACACAGAGUAAAAUGAUUGCAACUGAUGCUUGGCUUCCAGGUGAUGGUCUUUAUAGAAUUUCAGGUAGAAAUGGGUUUAGUCCCGAAGGGAAAAUUUAUCGGUGUGGAACAAAUGGAACAAAUGAAACUUCAGAAAUUGAAGUUGAGGAUGAAGAAGUUACUUCGGACAACAUGAGAUAUGCUUUUACACGUUUAGUUCAAGCUUCAGCACUUUGUAAUAUGGCCGUCAUUAAAAAAGGCAAAGGCGAUGAUGAAUGGCAUGCAAUUGGAGAUCCAACCGAGUCAGCUCUUCAAGUUUUCGCUCAUAAAGCUGGACUAUCAAAACCAGUCCUCACAGCAGAACCAUUCAAAUUUGAAUUAGUUCAAGAAUAUGCGUUUGACACUGAAUUGAAACGUAUGUCUGUUGUAUGUAAAGAAAAAUCUACGGACGCAUAUUAUGUUUUCCUUAAAGGCGCAACAGAAUCUGUUUUAAACCAAUGUACAAAAAUACAAUUUGGUGAAAACGAAGUAAAUCUUGAUCGAGAAAAGUUUGGACCUGAAUUAUAUAACGAAUUGGAAAAACUUGCAAGCAAAGGGAUGCGUGUGUUAUCAUUGGCAUACCGUCGAGUUAUUAAAUCAGAUAUUGAAAUAUCAAAAUGGACACGUGAAAAAGCUGACACUGAUAUGAUCUUCUUGGGUUUGGUUGGUAUUUAUGAUCCACCGCGACCCGAAUCCAAAGCUGCCAUUCAAAGAUGUUUUGGUGCCGGAAUUGAAGUUCAUAUGUUAACUGGUGACCAUCCUACUACUGCUUCUGCCAUUGCAAAAGAGAUUGGUAUUCUUCCUCUUUUAUGGUCUCCUGAAUUAGAAAAUGAAGGGAAAUUUAAUUCACAACUUGUAAUGACUGCCGCACAGUUUGAUGCACUUUCUGAUGCAGAAGUAGACAAUCUUUCAGAACUUCCAAAAGUUAUUGCUAGAUGUAUCCCGGAUACAAAAGUAAAAAUGAUUGAUGCUUUACAUCGACGAAAUAAAUACGUUGCUAUGACCGGUGAUGGAGUAAAUGAUUCACCCAGUUUGAAGAAAGCCGAUGUCGGAAUUGCUAUGGGAUUAGGUGGUAGUGACGUAGCUAAACAAGCUAGUGAUAUUGUACUUUCUGAUGAUAAUUUUGCAACAAUUGUUAAUGCAAUUGCUGAGGGACGUCGAAUUUUUAGCAAUAUCCAAAAAUUUAUUUUACAUUUAUUGAGCGGAAAUUCCGGUGAAAUUGUUACAUUAAUUAUUGGACUCUCUUUCAUUGAUAGCGAUGGUAUAUCAGUUAAUCCUAUGUCACCUUUACAAAUUCUUUUCUUAAAUAUGAUUACAAGUUCACCGCCAGCUAUGGGAUUAGGCGUUGAACGUGCAUCUAGUGACAUUAUGAGGUACCCACCACGUUCAAAAGGGGGACUUUUCACAUGGGAAGUGAUAAUUGAUAUGAUUUAUUAUGGAAUUGUUUUAGGCGGAUUGUCAUUAGCAAAUUUCGUUAUUGUAGUUUAUGCUAUAGGAAAUGGAAAUCUUGGGCAAAAUUGUAAUUCUUCACCAUUUGGACAAGAAUGUGCUCCAAAUGAUCCUACAUGUGAUCCAAUUGCAUUAGAAAUUGCGUGUCAUCAAAUCUAUCGUGCUAGAGGAACUACAUUCGCCACAAUUACUUAUAUUUUAUUAAUUCAUGCAUAUAAUUGUCGGUCAUUAAGAGAUCCUAUUUGGACAAUGAAAUUAUAUGAUAAUAAGAUACUAUUUUGGUCCGUAUUUGGUGGUUUACUAACAGCCAUUCCAACUUUCUAUAUUCCUGAAUUAAAUUCCAAAGUAUUCAAGCAAUUAGGUAUUGGAUAUGAAUGGGGGUUAAUAGUUGGAGCUGUAAUCAUAUUUGAAAUAUUUGUUGAAGUUUAUAAAUUUAUGAAGAGAAGGUAUUUGAAACCUUUAGAGAUUGUCGAAGGAGAAGGAUUAAAACGUCAAUAUUCUUUAAAUGAAUAUCCAUAA